GUGUCACACUUUGAUAUUUGUUUUAAACAAAAAAAAAUUUUAACAUUUUUUUUGACAUUUUUUCGCAUUUUUUUAAUCCUCCCAUAGGACCCAAAUUAUAAAAGCUAUCAAUCUAAUUUCUAGGAAAAUCGGGCGAUGAAUUUGCAUUUCAACCCUUUACCCAUUCUCUAUAAAGGCCUUUUUGUGGGAGGAGGGGGGGAUUGAGACGCCCCCCCGCCAACAGGCUAUACGUGGAUUCAGACCCUUUAUAGUGUUAAGUAUUAACGUUUUUAAAUCUAUUUUUUCGUCAUAUGAGAUCUUUUUUUCUUAAUAAUUUAAAUAUUAAUGCAUUGCCAAAUAUUGGAUGAAUCUGCCCAUGUUCCUGAUUCAGGCUAUUUUGUUGUCUGAUUCCUUUAUGUACUUUCUUGAUUUUAUAUAUAUAUUUUUAUAUAUUUAUAUAUAUUAAAAAUAGUUUAUUGACUUGGCCUGUUGAAAGGCCGUGUUUCCAUUUUACAUCUGUAGAAGAGGAGAACAGAUGUGUAAGUACAACAUACACUGGUGCAGAUUACGGACUGGUGUUCUACUUCUACCCUUCUGUCUGGGAAUUUAUGAAUGGAUUAUAUUAUUUACCUUCUGGAAAUAUUUAGAUGAAUUUAGAGUUUAUUUCAAAUACAAGUUGGAGAACUUCCUAGAUUUUUAUAUUUUAGCUGGAAUCAUCUGUGUGAACUUUUUGUGUAAUGUUCUUCUUAUCUGCGCAGCUAACAAGGACUAUUCUGGAAGGAAUCUGGAUUUACGAAGAUGGUGGCUCUCUUUACCGUGGAUAGUAAUGUACGGAUUAAAUAUAAUUGGACUGUUCACGGCUUCUCUACUCUCUUUCUUCCGCCUGGAGGAUCUAUCUAAAAUCUAUGGUCUUGUUCCACUUGUUUAUGGAGUGUGUUUGCUAGUCUGCUACAUCUACACAUUGUUCUUUAUAAUGGAACAGAAGCAUAAAAGAACCGGCAUUGCUAUCAGACCAAUGCAACCUGUACAAAUUACAUUGUAACCCAACAUCUCCAGGGCUCCCUGUUUUAGUUUUGAUCUCGACUUUAGCCGAGUAAAUGCUGGGAUCAUCUCCGUGGGUUAUGGAACCGGUUUAACCCCGGUGAAAAAAGCUUGUGAAUUUAGCUAAAAGACUUCCAGCACAGAGUACGUUUGUUCUCAGCUCUACAAUGGUCGACCACUGGCCAGUCUCAAGACAGUGUUCUUCCUAAUUUUUAUCUACCAGAUAAGAAUUAACCUUGAAGUAUUUUAGCGGCCAAACUAUCGUCCCCAAAAGUAUGUCUUUAGGACGGACUUUGCAAACAAGAAAAUCUUUAAAAAAUUUAAAUAAUUUAUUAAAUAACCGAAGGAAAAAUAUACAAUAGAGUUUU
Messenger RNA from Eurytemora carolleeae, 1388 nucleotides. RefSeq lists its product as uncharacterized. Lineage: Eukaryota; Metazoa; Arthropoda; Copepoda; Calanoida; Temoridae. The transcript is spliced from 8 exons. Bases 515 to 1021 code for a protein of 168 amino acids. The record is from RefSeq and is a predicted model, not a curated record.